AAUAAAUAAGAAAAAAAAAUAGAGAAGAGAGAGAGAGACAAAAGACAUCCCAAUUGCAGAGAAACCGUGUUGAAGUUGGUCUCUGAGCUGCUUCUUCGCCCCUCUUUAUAUUUUCCAGCAAAUUAUUUUCCUUUAAUAAAAACUUUUCUAAGAAAAAAACCGUAUAAAUUAUCUGAGAGUCUUCAACAGUUUCUCCAACAUCCAACAAUUUUCAGAUUUUUUGGUGACUUUCUUUCGAUUAAAUCUUUGGAUAUGGCGUCGAGUCAGUGGACGAGGUCAGAGGAUAAGAUGUUCGAGCAAGCUUUGGUGCUUUUCCCUGAGGGAUCUCCCAAUCGGUGGGAGAGAAUCGCUGAUCAGCUCAACAAAUCGCCUGGUGAAGUUAGGGAGCAUUACGAGGCGUUGGUGCACGACGUUUUGGAGAUCGAUUCCGGCCGAGUCGAUGUCCCUGAUUACAUGGAUGACUCUGCGGCGGGUUGGGACUCAGCUGGUCAGAUCUCGUUUGGUUCUAAACACGGCGAGGGGGAAAGGAAACGAGGAACUCCUUGGUCGGAAAACGAACACAAAUUGUUUCUGAUUGGAUUGAAGAGAUAUGGUAAAGGAGACUGGAGGAGCAUAUCAAGGAACGUGGUGGUCACUAGGACACCUACGCAAGUCGCCAGCCAUGCUCAGAAAUAUUUCCUUAGACAGAACUCGGUGAAGAAGGAGAGGAAGAGGUCGAGCAUACACGACAUAACUACGGUCGAUACUAAUUUAGCCAUGCCUGGUUCCAACAUGGACUGGACUGGCCAGCAGGAGAGCUCUGUCCAGGCUCAGCAGCAGCAGAGCAUGUCGGAGUUUGGUCAGGAACUGACUCCUGGUGGUCAUUACGAGGAGUUCGGUUAUCGGAUGUGAUAAAAAAGGGAGGAAGUUUGUAAUGGUUUUAGUUUGUUUAGUAGGGGGUUUUACACAUUUUAUGUGAAUAGGAAAGCAAUAGCAUUGGGUUUAUUUUCUUAUACUGAUGAAAGAAUAAAAAAAUAGUGUAUAGAAGUAAGUUUUUUUUGUAACACACUUUGUUUGGUACCUUUUUGGUAUUUUGAAUCAAAUGCAUAUGGUUGUUUUUCA
Molecule: messenger RNA, 1101 nt
Organism: Brassica rapa (field mustard)
Lineage: Eukaryota; Viridiplantae; Streptophyta; Magnoliopsida; Brassicales; Brassicaceae
Product: transcription factor DIVARICATA
Molecular function (GO): DNA binding
Source: RefSeq, a predicted model, not a curated record